This is a messenger RNA of Haliotis rufescens (red abalone), 6350 nucleotides long. RefSeq names its product myosin-2 heavy chain-like. The record is from RefSeq and is a predicted model, not a curated record. The transcript has 2 exons. NCBI's taxonomy places the organism in Eukaryota, Metazoa, Mollusca, Gastropoda, Lepetellida, Haliotidae. The coding region runs from base 255 to 2942 and encodes 895 amino acids.
UUGACGGAUUGAACGGCCUGACCGUGUUGUCACGUGACAACGGUAUGGCGUUGAGCGCUGAAUCGGUCUUGAGUAUUACACAGUUUAAGCCCUGGCAUACACCUAGAGGAUAUUCAGGUGGCCCACACCGUCGUCAGGCUGGAAGAGACUGACUGGGACGCGGUAUGGCAAGGGAUCCAAAGCUCAGAUCAUAACGAUUGCUGGCUGUGAUCGUGUGCUGAAACAGGAAUGGGGUGAAACACUACAGUGAUAUAAUGUCGCAGAUAGGAACUAUUGCUCGGCAGGGCACAUUUGACACAGCACCGGCCGAUUCUAUCAAAGGGAACAGCAUUAAACGAGGUGAUAUAGAAAUACCUGUAGUAGAGCCUGAGUCGGCGGCCAAGAAAUCGAAGAGGGAAGCUAAAAAGACUGACAAAAAUGCUAACAGUGUAUCUGACAAAAGUUCAAAGGAUUCGAAACCUACCGGAGGGAAUAAUAUUAGCAAGUUUGCCAAUGUACCACCAGUCAGUACCUCUAAACCUGAGGUCUCAAACGAUUCACAGCAGCAGACUACUUCGUCGAAAGGAGCGCUGAGUUCACUCAACAGUAAAAUAUCCAAGGGUAAUUCUCCUGCUCCAGUUCCAAACCACCCCAAAACAGACGACAAACCAAGGCCUCCUCUCUCUGAUUCUCUGUCCAAGCGUCUGCGCGAAUCACCAAGACGGGACCCCAGUCCAUCGAAGCAGGUUGAAGGUGGGAAGAAGGCCAGAAAAGAUGACCGGAAACAUUCGGAUAGUUCGGCGAGUUCGAGUAACAGAGGUAAACAAAGCGAAACAUCUGCUCAAGCUUCUCCUUCCUCGAAUUCAAAGAAGGGGGAUAGGCAUGUUGAUAUGUCAAAAAGAAAACGAUCUGAGUCUGAUGUGUCUGUGAGCGAUAAUAGGCCAAGUAGGCCCCGGAACAGACCGGAUCGUGGUAUGACGAAUUCGAUGUCACAAGACAGAGCAAAAGAUGGUACUCGGUCUCGAAAACUUUCGCCCUCAAGGUACGAGGACGUUGAUGUGUCUACCCCUAGAGACAACACGUUUCGAUACGAGGAAAUGAAAGAUGAUCCAGUGCCUUUACACCCUCAAAAGGGGGUUUAUAAACCAACACGAAACUCUGACACACGGAUUAAUACGGGAAGGGACGAAAUGUCCCGAACAGUGCCAAAUGCCUAUGGGCAAACAAGAAACUCUGUUGAUUCAGAUAGGCGGGAAACUUAUGAACAAAUUCGGCUAGAAAGGGAUGGUUUGAUUCGAGCCGAAGCCGCAUAUAAAAAAAGGAUAAAGCAGCUGGAGGAUGAAGCGAAACUGUUUGUAAGCGAUGUUGACAAUUUGUCAGAAGAAAAUAAAACCUUACGUGCCAGAAUGGAGAGUUUGGAGACUAACAAGACCUCCCAUGUGGAGGACGUAAGAAAAGAAAAUCAACACCUACUGCAGAGGUCGGAGAAGCUAGAUAGAGAGAACCAAGAGUUGUGGAUGGAUAACCAAAAACUCAAGACUGAGAAGUCCGAUCUGGGCAACAAAGUUCAUAGACUCACGUCUGAUAUAGAAGCAUUGCAAAAGGCCCUCAAUUCCACCGAAUCUAAGAAGAAUGAGGAAAUUCGGGAUCUUCAAAGCCAAAACAAGAAGAUUGAAUCUGACUAUGAUAAUCUGAAAACUUCAGUUUCCGAUCUUGAAAUGAAAAUUGUUGAUCUGCAAUCUGAGAAUAAAGCAUUAACUGAGAGUUUAAGUGAGAAAAGACGAGAACUUGAAGAACUAGGGAAAGCUCUCCAAAGUGAUAAGGAAAUUCAAAAAGACCUCAAACAGAGCCAAACAGAGUUAGAACAUGUGCGCAAAAAUUUGAAUAACAUCACGCGAGAGUUGGAACAAUUCCAGCAAAAAUUCAAAGACCUUGUGGCAGAGAAAGGUAAGGUUGACGAAACAGUAAAAGAAAAAGAUGUCGAAAUUUUCAGCAUGAAAGAUGCACUCAGGAAAAGAAAGUCAGCCAAUGCAGAUCUGCAAAAUCAGAUUGAAAGUUUGAAAAAAGAAAUCGAAAAAUUGAAAUCUGAAAAUGCAGAGCUGAGAUUACUGAAGAAAGAUAUAUCUGACAUGAAAGAAAAGGUGAAAACAUUGAAUGAUGAGCUUGGGAAGAAGGCUGAAGGAAACAAAAAACUUAAGCGUGAAAAGUCUGAUAACAAGAGUUAUAUAGAAGAAUUGAAACGAGGGCUUGCUAAUGCUGCGGCUUCAGCUGAAACUGAAGCUGAAACAUUCCGGGAAAAGUUGUCCACCGAGCAACAAAUGAUGAAAACGACGAAAGAAGAGAUGGAACGAAAAUCAAACUAUAUAUCUAAACUGGAAACUGAAACAUUUGAAAUGAAUAUGAAAUUUGAUUCCUUGAAUGAGAAAGUUCGAGAACUGGAACGGGAACAGAAGGAAUGGGAAAGCAAAAGAGAUCACGUAAGCGAGAUAGAAAGUAAUAACAAGAAACUGAUAGACGAAAAUAGACGCAUUCGGCAGAUGCUUGUUGAGAGAAACAUGGAGGUGACAAACCGGAAGACUGAGAAAACAGUGCUUACGUCGAGGCUUGAGAAAAUGGAGAAGAAGCAGGUGGACUCGGACAUCAAGGUGAAGCAGCUGCAGGGAUGGGUGGACGAUAUAUACAAGGAAAACGACCCCAUCGUCGUUGUGACAACUACACCUCUGCAGGAGCCUGUUCGUGCCAGAGCCAACAGGCCAAAGGCAAAAAAGCCAGCUUCCAAAAGUUUGGAACCAAUUUCUAAAGGAUCCAGUAUCAGUUUAGAGGACCUUCGGCAAAGUGAACAUCGAAUCCCCAGCCCUCUCACACCACCAAGUCUGCCUGCCAUUGACUUUAAGGUCCAGAACUUUGGCUAUUAUGAUAUCUAUAAACAGAAGCUAAAGCUGAUGAGAGGGAGGCGGUUUUAGAUGUUGUGAGCAAUGGGUGGCGUUGAACGGAUUAUGUGAGGGAAGAAGAAUGUGUUCCUGAGUGCCUUUGGGUUUCCUACCAAACAGAUGCAAAUAUGUUGUGCAUGUGAGUGGAUUAUCACUUUAUUAUUCGAGAUACAGACAGUCCUCCCAAGAGAGUUCUUUUGUAAAUGUGCGGGGAUGCAUUUUGUUCCAAAUCGGGAGGCCAACAUGUAUAAAUGACCCCCUACUAAACAAAUACUAACAUUUUUUCAAUUCACCAAUGGAUUUAUUUGGCCAGGAUGCUCGAAAAUACCGAUCUAAGUAUCAUAAUACAUAGAUUAUAGUGAUGGUCAUGUGUUUCCGUAAUCGGCAUGAACGGAACAGUACUGUUUUGACAGCAUUCGACAAACACACUGUUAAUUUACUAUUGUGCAUAUUUUCAUUGUGGACGAACACGAGUGGAAGGUCAUCCAGGUAACUAGCAAGUGCUAACCGAAAUAGUUGGAUCCUAUUGGGACAAAGCUGGCUCAAGUAGGAUUGAUUUACAAAGAGGAUUGCCUGUACAUGGAUUCCCGGGGGUCGUGGAGGAUUUACCAAAUGGCACAUUGCAACAAGUGACAAGUCCUGUUAAACCACAAAACGUUGAACACGUAUUACCUUGAAAUACUAUUUUAAUCUGUUUGACACUUGUGUGAACAAAACCCAUCAACCAUCAUUAUAUUUAUUAAGUUUCGUUUGACAUGUUUUGGGAAACUUUCAGAUGAAUUUUAAUUAGUUUUUUCUCCUUGAAUAUUAAGUCUGCAUUUAUUAUUUAUGAAAUCUUAUAUACGAUUUUAUGCAUUGUGAAUUUAUUCUUGGAACAUAACAGUAUCGUCCAAAUGGUUAUAUAUUCAUACCUAUAUACUAAAAAUCCAAAUUUCUUACAGCAGAAUACAUUACUUUUCAGUUUGAUUUAGCUCAGUACGAACAGUGAACACACAAUCAUGUCAAGGACCAAAAACAUUGUCUGAGACUGGUGUGAAACAAGGUCUCUUAUCUUAAUGCCACUAUUACCUACACUGCGGGAAGGACGUCUGUGAGAAAGCUUCAACUCAACCUGCACUCGAGGCUGGGUUAAAUAGAAGCACCCGUGUCGUCACUUGGAAGUAGCUGCGUGUAGGACUUUCAUGCAGGAACAUAGGAACGCUCAACAGUCUGUGAUACUUAUCUGUGAUACAUCGCAUAGCGUGAUAGGUCCAUUAACAAUCACAUGGAAACCUUUUACCUUCAGUAUUCGUGGAGUCAUUACUUGAUAUUAUGUUAUCUGAUUCUUCUUGUGGUCACACAAUGCAGCAGAUAGCCUAUAGACACGGUGCCUAAUGGUGGCUCUGAGGAACAUGUGUUCACAGUCAGUUUUACGUUAGAGUCACACAAUAUUAACCACGUGGUUGGGAAACUCUUAAAUUAAUGUUACACAGUACUUCUCUUCAUGGAUCAAAGUGGGUAUGUGUGUAGCAGUGUUCUUGGGCGUCGUUUUCCUAAGUGCCAAUUAGUUUGCUAGGAUCCGCUGGUUGUAGGUUCGAAUCCCAGAUACGCCCAGAUUAUGAUCCUUGGUCUGUCAUCUAUACCUAUACCCGUGGUUUUAAUCAAGAUAGUAACGUCUACGAUCUACGUCACUUUGGUGUGUUUAUUCAAAGUUUAGUUGUUAGAUACACCGUGGUAAACCUCAAGUAUUGUUCAAAGAGGCGUUAAAUUUACACACUCUCUGCUUGGCACUCGUGGAAUGUUUUUGGUUAGUCCCGUUGGAAAAAUAGUCUUAUUUCUCAUGAUGUUAUCAAAACUGGUUUGAAAGGGAGCGCGCGUGCGUGCGUGUGUCGAUGAAAAUAUACUUGAUUCUAAUGUACCUUGUGGCCUCUUUAGGCUACGUCAGCUGCGGCUCAAAAUAGGCGGGUUGCUUAACUUGACCAUAAUGCGUGUUUUCUACAGCAUUCUUGCUGUUGGUUGCGAGCAUCAUGUGCGUAAAAUUUUAUUUGUAAUCUUUGUAUCGUCAAACGGUCAAUGAUGAUUAAUGUCAUUUUAAUAGAUGAUCUCAAAUGCCACCGUUGCUUAAAGAAAACCUCUUGAAUUAUCUUGAAUCUACGGACUCCAUAAAUAGAAGCGUAAGUGCAACCAAGGACAUGAUAAGGUACCACAGCCUACUCCCGUAUGGAUUUAUCCCAGACACUUGAGUACGCAGGCGUGGCUUCAUCAUCCCCAUCUCCUUCAGAUCAAUGAGGAUGAACAGUAAUAUUCCUGAUUCCCUGUCGGUUGUUCUAGCGACUUAGCUUCAUCGGGGUCCAGCCUUGCAUGUCUCUGGCUUAAUUGUUCCAUCCCCGGACAAUGACCAUCGACCAGCUUACAUUCCUGUUUUGGAAUUUAAAGUGCCUUUUAAGUCAUGUAAUUGUCUCUGUACUCCGAAGUAUGGCUUAUGUGAACGUGUGUAUACUUGGCAUUGUGCUGGAGUCACGGCUUGGCGGUGAUAAAUAUUUAUGGUUUCGAAACCCGAUCGUUAUGGAUUAUUUUCAUGGGUGUAUACACAGUGCAUAGAGCAUGUGGAAGGACGGUGUGCAGGUCUCACAUGCUCGCCGCGGGGUAGUAUAGCUGCAUAUGGGCUUACUCAUGGGAAUUAAGCAUUGCUGAUAAUGUAAUGCGAUUAUCCUUUUUCAGCUUAUACUUCUGUACGUGAUUGUUCUCAUUGCUUUCCUGUACAUUAGGAUAUUGUUAGGCAUAUAUUCAAUCGCGUUCAGUUCAAAGAUAAAGUAGAAUUUCAAUACUGUGAAAUGCCAUUAAUCCGAACAUCGUCUAAUGCGGACACCUGCCUUCCCGGGCAAUUAUUGUCGGAUCUUCAUUAUAUACUACUUAAAAGAACAAAAGGACACCCGAUUCUUUCAUAUUAUAAUAGUUAUUCUGUCAUGACAAUUACUUUUGAUAGUAUAUAAUUACUACAUUCUAAUAAUUCGUUCAUUCCGAAAUGUGUCAAUCCAGACGACGUACUAAUAACGGUACCGUUCGUAUUAACGGAGUUCACUCUACGUCAUGCUGGUUUAAACUGAAACUCUUUAUGUUAUAUAUGGCACAUUAUGCUCCAUGUUUUUAUGUUGUUAAAUUAUUGUCAAAAGUUGAAAAUGAAAAAGGAUGAAGCUGAUAAAUUGUCAUUGUUCACAAUCGGAAUGCUGCGAGCUGCAUGCAUCUUUUCGAAUGCUUUUUGUAUUGCCACGACUGUGAUCAUCACGUUGUAGAACCCCUGUUCAUAGAGAACAAUUGUUUGUUUGACACACUGUACAGAUCCUGUAUUUACUGUAUCUACGCACCAUUGUACAAAUUGUAUCAUACUUGUACAUAAGGAUCAGAUAAUUUAUUGAUGUGACAAAAAACUAUCAUGUCUGAAAAUAAAUCUUUCUUACAGAA